CCUUCACUAUCCAGCGCUGUGCUGAUCAGACUGCAGUUAUAUUUGGAGGAAGUUGGCAGCUGGCUCCUCACGGCGAAAGGCUUUCCUCUCUCUCCGGCGGUUGGACAGUGGAAUUAUGAACACAGCUCACAGAGUCUCUAUCGCCCUGUCUUGAAGCUGUUUGUUUCGCACCCAGAGAAAUUUUACCGACCAUGGAGAUUGGAGUCUGCGUUCUCUUGGCUUUUCUCUUCCACCAGGUUGCCCAUGUGGGUGGCCAAGGGGAUGGUGGCCACGAGGGCUGUGUGCCUGGCUUCCAGGUCAAAAAGUACCAGGUGAUGUACAGAGGUCCUUUCCAAAAAGGACAACGCCUUCUUCAAGUUGAGUUUGAUGACUGUGCGGGGAAUGAGGACGUGACGUUUGGCGUGUCGGAUCCCGGCUUCCACGUGGACGGGGAUCUGAAUCUGGUUCCUCUGCGAGAUCUUCCGCACAGUGAGCCGGUCCUCUUCAUCCACGGCCUCAGCGCACAUGCAGACGACCUAGCACAGGUGGACGUCAUAGGAGCACGUGGUCGGUCAGCAGAGACACUCGGGGAUAUCGUGGGUCAAAAGCUGCCGUACAGAUCUAAGAGAUCCCUGCUGGUUCCUAAUAUAUCUAUAAGUGAGAAUGAGCGAGGUCCCUUUCCCAAGUUCAUUGGCCAGUCUCAUCUGAUUUCAACGGGGGAGCCAAGGGAACAAAUAUUCCGAAUGACAGGCCCCGGUGCUGACCAGGAUCCCAAAGGUCUCUUCACCAUUGACAUGAAUUCAGGAGCCGUGUCAGUCAGCCGCUCAGUGGACCGUGAGGCCACAGACUCCUACCAGCUGGAGGUAUCGACCACAGACUACAGUGGAAACCUUAUCGAGGGACCACAAGUAUUCAGGAUUAAUGUCAUUGACCAAAAUGACAACCGUCCCAUCUUCAAAGAACCACGGUACACAGGAGAGGUGCUGGAGGGAUCCCCUACAGGAACCACAGUGAUGACAAUGACAGCGUUUGACGCGGACGACCCGGACACAGACAACGCUGUUCUGCGCUACAACAUCGUCAAACAGUCUCCAGACAAACCUUCACCGAACAUGUUCUACAUUGAUGCAGAAAGAGGAGACAUUGUCACAGUUAUAGCUCCCACGUUACUUGACAGAGAGACCCUGCCAACCACAACAUACGAGUUAGAGAUCAUGGCCAAGGACAUGGCAGGAAGUGAGGUGGGCCUAACAGGAACAACCACUGCUACCAUUACCAUAACAGAUAAGAACGACCAUGCCCCAGAGUUCACACAUCCGCUGUUUGAAGCUCAUGUGUAUGAGGGCUCAACGGGCGUUGUGGUCAACCUGACGGUAGAUGACAGAGACGAUCCGGCCACAGCAGCGUGGAGAGCCAUGUACUCUAUAAUCAGUGGAGACCCUACGCAGAGCUUUGAGAUUCAGACCAACCCAGACAACAAUGAGGGAAUGCUGUCGGUUGUCAAGCCACUGAACUAUGAGGCGUCUGAAUUCCUCAGCCUGCUCAUCAAAGUAGAGAACGAGGAUCCUCUGGUUCCCGAUGUUGGAUAUGGCCCUAGCUCCACAGCCACCGUCCACGUCAGAGUCGAGGACAUCAAUGAGGGCCCUGUGUUCUUCCCAGACCCCCUGAUAGUCACCAGGAUGGAAAACAUCCCUGUGGGAAGCUUUGUGGCAUCACUUAAUGCUACAGAUCCGGAUAUAUUAGAGAAACAGAGUAUUAGGUAUGCUGUUCUGCAGGACCCUGCGGGCUGGCUGAGUGUGAACCCAGUCAGAGGAACUGUCAACACCUCAGCCUCGCUGGAUCGCGAGUCUCCUUAUGUCUACGACAACAAAUACACAGUCGUCUUCAUCGCCACCGAUAACGGCACUCCUCCAGCCACAGGUACCGGCACGUUGAUCAUUCACCUGGAAGACUACAAUGAUAAUGCCCCGUACGUCUUACCAUCGGUAGCACGAGUGUGCGAGGACACCUCCGAUGUGACUGUUGCUGUAGUUGGGGGCUGGGACAAGGACCUCCCACCCAACGCUGCCCCCUUUAAAAUAGAACUGGGAACACAGCCUGACCUAGACAAAACAUGGAAAGUUACCCGGGUUAACUCGACGCACUCCCAAAUCAUGCUUCUGCGCAGUCUGAAGAAAGACAACUACCAACUCCCGUUGCUCAUCACGGACUCAGGGGUACCCCCUUUGUCCAAUAAUACAGAGGUCAAGGUUCAGGUUUGCAUCUGUAAUAAGAACCGGAUGCACUGCAGCUCGGCCCACUCCCAUCGUGCCAGGUUUCUUGUGCUGCUCACAACACUCCUGCUCACCUUACUCUGCCUGUAGAUCCUGCUGAAACCUCCUGUAGUCAUUUUUUGCAACACCGAAAAGCAACGACUUAUCUCCCCCACGCAACCCGGGCUUAGGAGAGAAGAAAAAGAAGACAAAUAAGAGGAAGAAGAAGGAACGAGAAGAGGUCUUAUAAACCACGACAAAUCAAACAAGAAAAUACUGGAAAUCCCCAUCGGCCCGAGCGCUGUACAACACCACUGUGGUUUUUUUGGUUUGCUUGCUUUUUUAAACUCACUUCUCCUUCUCCUUCUCCUCAUAUGUGCUUUUCUCGUUGCAUCUGUCCUUUCCUGCAUCAGUCUUCUCUCUUCUCCUCUAUCAUCUCCCUCCUGUACUUCAUCCACUAUUGAUUAUUCCAUUUCUUUAUACAGUUUCCAUUGUAUUCCAUUUUGGCACCUCUCUUCUCUGGCAGCCAAACACUGGGUGUUGGGAGCAUUUGUGGCAACAUGCCACAUCUGUAGGAGAUACUUGAAACAACAUGUCUAUUGAUAUUGUAACAAAAACAAAAGAUAAAGAAAUCAGAUUCAUGUUGAACCACACCUUAAACCUCCGAUCUUUUCCCUAAGCUCAUUUGAAAUCUGGUAAGCUUUUAUUUUUCACCCUCUUUCCCGAUCAUUGCUCUCUCUGUUUUCUUUUCUUUUUUUUCCCUCACCCACCCACGAAUAGAAAAAUCGCUCCGAUAUCUAUCAGCGACUCCUCUCCUGCCUCCCCGUCUAUCUAUUGACCUCUCUCUGUCUCUCACUGGACCAGGAAACAUUGCAAAAGCUGAGCUACUGUCCUGGUCGGGGAAGAGCAUUGACUUUUUGAUGUGUUUCUUUCUUUUCUGGUCACAGACUGUGUUUGAUCUUGUUUCACUCUUUAAGCAGACAGAACAAAGCCUGUUUCCUUUGUCUGCAGUGGUUGUUGUCUUUUAGGACGAGGUGGUAGCCAUAAGCCUUCAAAGUCAGAAACUCUCUGGAGUCGUUUCUUCGAUUUGCUUCUGUUUUUAUUGCAUUAGUUGUCAUGGAGUGGAAAACAGUCUAUCUUUAUAGUAACGGUGUAAACCUUAAAAACAAAAAAGUACUAUUAUAAAUAUUUUAUUUUUUACCAUUGUAUAAAUAUAUACUAUUGAUUAACUUAUGUACUUUGAUUGCAAGUUCUUCGGUCGCCCACACAGUGGUUAAAUUAAAAAAAAGAGGAAACAUUUUCUGUGAAUUUUAGGCACUAUUUCUAAUGCUAUUGAUGUGUUGACUAUUUUAUUGUAACAUCUUUUUUUCUUUCCUUUCCUUUUUUGUUCCUUAUUUUAAAAUCUGUGAUUAAUUGCAGAAUCAGGAGUCGUGUUUAUAUGACUACAUUUGUGUUUAGGUUCGAUUCUGUCUCCAGUCAGUUCUGUCCUCUCCUGUUCGCCCUCUGUCUCUCAUUACAAGACACAAGAAGACGUGUACGAAGAAAACAAAGGCUGUGGUUUCGCUGGAUAGUUCUGCUUUUUUCUCUUGCGCUCAUCUAAAGAACUUAGUGUGUGUGGGUCCGUUUGGAAGACCACCUUAAAGAAAAAGAUGACAUUUUGAAUGAGUUAUGUCUGUCUUUUGCACUAAUUUAAUAAAGCCGUUACUGAAAUUCCCACAAUAUUAUUUUGGAAAUUG
Messenger RNA from Pelmatolapia mariae (spotted tilapia), 3967 nucleotides. RefSeq names its product cadherin 13, H-cadherin (heart) (gene cdh13). The record is from RefSeq and is a predicted model, not a curated record. NCBI's taxonomy places the organism in Eukaryota, Metazoa, Chordata, Actinopteri, Cichliformes, Cichlidae. Bases 192 to 2342 code for a protein of 716 amino acids. Gene Ontology annotation, biological process: cell-cell adhesion mediated by cadherin; calcium-dependent cell-cell adhesion; cell morphogenesis. Gene Ontology annotation, cellular component: catenin complex; plasma membrane; adherens junction. The transcript has 15 exons. Gene Ontology annotation, molecular function: cadherin binding; calcium ion binding.